Messenger RNA from Euleptes europaea (tarantolino), 538 nucleotides. It is a transcript of the gene COX7A2L, whose product is annotated as cytochrome c oxidase subunit 7A-related protein, mitochondrial. Lineage: Eukaryota; Metazoa; Chordata; Lepidosauria; Squamata; Sphaerodactylidae. The coding region runs from base 39 to 389 and encodes 116 amino acids. The transcript has 3 exons. The record is from RefSeq and is a predicted model, not a curated record. Gene Ontology annotation, biological process: mitochondrial electron transport, cytochrome c to oxygen; regulation of oxidative phosphorylation; mitochondrial respirasome assembly.
GCGUGUGUCGAUCAGGGGAGCCGUUCCCACGUGCCGCUAUGUAUUACAAGUUCAGCAGCUUCACGCAGAGGCUGGUCGGGGCCAGCGCUUCUUCCGCCUAUAUUCCGCAGGGGUUCAAACCAGCGGUUUCCAUGGAAUCACCAACUCUGGUUUUUGGGACACCAACUAAACUUGCCUUUGAUGCCUCAUCACCUGUUGAGUUUUUCGGGAAAAACAAGGUUCCAGAACUGCAAAAGUUAUUUCAGAAACCUGAUGGUCUGCCAGUACAUCUGAAGGGGGGAGUUCCUGACAAGCUCCUUUACCGGACCACUAUGGCGCUAACAAUAGGAGGGGCCAUUUAUUGUCUGAUAGCACUCUACAUGGCUGCGCAACCACAAAGACAUAAGUGAAUGAUCCCAGUUGAAUGGGGAUAGAUAGAAACUCUGUGGAAAGAAGACUUACCUUUAACUCCCUACCGUUACAACAUGAUUGUUGCAAAUUCCUGGUAAUUCAGUUUGACUUUAGGAGAAGGGGUUAGGAGAUGGUUAUAUUCUUAUGC